Messenger RNA from Didymodactylos carnosus, 1605 nucleotides. Lineage: Eukaryota; Metazoa; Rotifera; Eurotatoria; Philodinida; Philodinidae. The record is from the annotation of a GenBank genome assembly.
AUGCCGGCCACAGCUUCGUCGGCCCCAUUAGCCAUUUUAAGUCUGACGAAAAGCGAAUUUAUCGAGAGUGGUUAUCAAAAGACAGCUGUUGUUGUUGUGGAUGAAAAUAUUUAUGCUUCGUUGUUGAAAGAAAAAGAGCGAGAUUGUUCAAGCAAUUCACCACAACAAUUUAAAGAUAUAUUGUUGUGGCCUGGCGAUUGGCAUUUUGUAAAAAAUUUAUUUGGAAUAAUUGGAAAGUUCAUUAGUGGAUCAGGGUUAGAAUAUAUUUUACAAGUGCUAUAUGAUUCAUCUGUUGUAAAUGGUAUUCUGGGAGUAUACAACGUCGAUAGAACAUUUCGCGCGUAUACUUUACUGUAUACUGCGUUGUUUGUAUUACAACUAGAAGUGUUUAUCAAUGAACAUCCAGAAAACAAUGUCGAACUGCAAUUAAUUAUAAAUGAAAUGAAAAGUUCAUUGACUAAUAUACACAAGCCAAAUGACGAUAAUCAUAAACAAAAGUUAUACGAAAUUUCGCGAAAUGCAUGUGAAAUAUUGAAAUUAAUGAGUGUAUUGAAUGAUUAUGAUAAUUGGAGAAAAAUAAAAGCGGAAAAGUGUAUAAUGUUUAAGUAUUAUGAUUAUUUACUAAAUAAUUUAUUACAACCGUUGUUUGCAUUGUAUAUUGCGACACGAACAAAUAAUUUUGUCGUGCGCAAUAAACAAUGGCGUUAUUUUCUUCCGUUCUUCUUUGCGUUUAAUCAUACAAAUUAUGCUCGAAUGGAGUCGCAUCACAUUUAUGAAUUGAGCCAAAUGAAUACAAAUGACUUACAAGAGUUGAGCAAUAACUGGACAGUAUCCAUGAAAGGUCGUACAUUCUCCAGUAUUGCGUGUGAUUAUGCUAUAGAAACAACCCAGAAUAAAGACUUUAAAGGUCCGUCAGGAUUAUCCGGACAUAUGGAUGCAGAUCUUCGUACAGCAUGGUCGUUAUCAUCAACUUGGUGCGCAGAAGUAUUGAAUAUUGUAGAUGAAUUAUCAAAUACUAAACAAACAAACGAUCAUCACAUACAAGCUACACCAUCCAGAACACCAACAGAUAAUAAUGACUUGAUGAAACUGAUCACCGUUUUUAAAACAGAUAAUCCAUUUCAGUGCCAAACAAAAGACUUUUACAAAAUUUUAAGCGGAAUAAAAUUACCAAAUGAUAUUGUUUCUGAAUUGUGUGGUGCAUCAGCCAAAUUUAUUCCAACGGCGAAUGCCUUUAUAAAAGAACAUUUGAUCGAAAAAAGAUCAACAGUAUUUACAACAAUACAUAAAGGCAAUGUACGUCUACUCACUUCGUCAGUAUCGCCGGAAAAAACAUUAACAGUUAUAAAUAAUAAUGAUGAGAAAUUAUUUAAAUCACCGAUGUACUAUUCAGCAUUCCGUUUAAAUAUCAAAUUAGAAAUAUUAUCCACAUAUGAAUUUACUACGCCACCUCCUUCCUUCAUCAACAAAAAUGAACCAACAUUUCAACAAAAGUCGAGUCUAAUUCCGUUUAUAUCAGAUUAUUUUCCACAAACUAUUACAAAUUCGUUUAGUCAGCAGCCAUCAGUUAUCAUUGUAGAUGGAGAUCAAUUACUGAGUAAGUAA